GCAUGCAUGUCAUGUUGACUGUCCACAAUUGUCCACAAGACACACAACAUGCAAUUUUGCUUUCACAAUAUGAGAAUUGGCAAAAGACCUUCUCAUGAGCGAGGUUGGCACUGAGUUGCAACAACAUUUGGAUGAGACGCUGGCGAGGAUCGACUUGGAUGUCUCUUGCGCGGUAGUCCGCAGCAUCAGAGACUGCAAUUUCUCCGUGUCCAUCGCAGAUCCACAGCUGCCUGAUUGCCCGCUGAUUGCCGUUUCAGAGGGCUUUUGCGAGCUCACGGGCUAUGCACGCGAGAGGAUCGUGGGGCAGAACUGCCGCUUUCUCAACGGUGGAUGCGAGAUCAGGCCGGCGGACCGAGAAGCCUUGCGGGUGUCGUCCAGGACGGGCAAGCAUUUCACGGGCGUGCUGAGGAACUCGAAGGCUGAUGGCACAGAGUUCCUCAACUUGCUGGAUAUGCGAGGCUUGGCUGUGGGCCGCUCCGAGACGGGUGAGGAGCGCAUGUUCAUCGUGGCCAUCCAAGCCGAUGUGACCGAACGUGGAAGCGAUGAACUGCCGCUGGAGCACGCCAGUCAACUGCAACACAUCGCGAACCUGGUCCGCGAUGAGUUGGUCUCGGGACUCCAAGAGGCCGCCAUCGUCACGGCACAAACCGCAUCGGGAGCUGUGUGCGAGAUCCGACCCUACGAAGCGCCCCGGUGGAUCAUGGGCGAGGUCUACGACUGCGCGGCUCUGGGCGGCUGACGCGAA
Durusdinium trenchii is the source of this 745-nucleotide messenger RNA. The record is from the annotation of a GenBank genome assembly. NCBI's taxonomy places the organism in Eukaryota, Dinophyceae, Suessiales, Symbiodiniaceae.